Culicoides brevitarsis is the source of this 3119-nucleotide messenger RNA. RefSeq lists its product as uncharacterized. Lineage: Eukaryota; Metazoa; Arthropoda; Insecta; Diptera; Ceratopogonidae. The record is from RefSeq and is a predicted model, not a curated record. The coding region runs from base 333 to 3020 and encodes 895 amino acids. Gene Ontology annotation, cellular component: membrane. The transcript has 9 exons.
UCAAUCGGUUCACAACUUGGUCGCGAGGAAAAAGGCUCGGAAAAUAAUUUUCUUAUCUUAUCUUGAAAUAAUUAAAUAUUAAGUAAAUACUGAGGAAAAAAAGUCAGUAGUACUUUUUUUUAAAAAAGAAAAGUGAAGGAAAAAUAAAAAAACUCGGAAAAAAAUCGAAACGACAAACAGCGGAAGCAACAAAUUUAUUCAUCAUAUACGUUAAUGAAGACAAAUGAGAUGCUCAAACUUGUGCCUUUUUCAGUCGCUUCUUAAGUAGACUGACUUUGUGUUGAUUACAAACUUUAAAUUUCAAUAAUUAGAUAGAAAAAAAAUAUAAAAAAAUGGGGGAAGGCACGAACGAAGAUCACGCGGCGGCCAUUAAAGAGAUCAACUGUGGCGUCAUGACGGCAGAUUUGACAAAAGAAACGAAAGCGCAAAAGUUUUGUCGCAAACACGGGAUUAACCCGAACCUAGUGAUGCUGAAAAUUACGCUUUUCGUCAUGUACGGAGCGACAUCAUCUUUGUUGCCUUAUCUGACGAUUCACAUGCAAAGUAUUGGGUUAACUGUGGAGGAAAUUGCUAUAAUUUACUUGGCAUUGCCGUUCACGACGUUUUUGAGUCCUCCCAUAACUGGCUUUCUCGUUGACAAAUUCGGUCGUUACAAGCCUGUGGUCAUCAUGAGUCUCAUCUUGAACGCCGUUUUUCAUCAUUCGCUUUUGAUGAUUCCGCAACAAGAGAUUCCCGGAAAGAUGCCAGCUGCGUAUGUGAUGCGUCAUCCGGAGCAGGGCACAGUUGAGGUUUGGUGGAGUCCUUGUCCGAGUCGUGAAUGCCCAGAUGACGAGGAAUUAGUCAUCAUUAUUGAUCAAUGUUUGGACCAUUGUUUGUUGCACGAGCAGAAUCCGAAAGUAGAACGUGUUCAACCGCCAACGGAUAAUCCCGUGUUGGUGAUGGAUGACCCCGAAUACGAUAAUUUGAACUUUACUUUGAGUAAAAACAAGAAAUUAGCAAAUGGGAAGACAACAGGAGGAAGUAGCACGACGGAAGCUUAUAUUGAAACAACAACCGAAGAAAGUGAAGAAAGCUGGGUUGCCGAAAGUGAAGAAUCUGCCUUUUUCCAACUGGACAUGCAUCCCGAUUUAGGAGAUCCCAUCGAGCAGCUUGGCAUGGAAAUCGAGCAAGAUGACAACGACACCGUAACCGACUUCAAGACACGUUUCGGCGUCAAACUGUUAUGGGACUCGGGCGUCAACGUAACCGAACUCGAGGAAGAAGAUUUACGUUGUGGCGGCUUAGUUUUGACCUCAAACAUGAGUUUGCAGUCCACGGAACGCCUUUCGCAAUACGCCAUCGAUUGCAUGGUCCAAAAAUGCCAAUUUCGUCGCGGCGGACCUGAAAUCUGCCCCCCAGAUUAUGUCGAGUCAGACGACGCCACAUUCUGGAUUUACUUCGUUUUGCGUUUCCUCGCAACGACAAUGCUGAGUGCCGCUGUCACAAUUAUGGAUCCGAUCGUCUUGACAAUGGUGGAAAAAUAUGGCGGCGAUUUUGGGCGCGAAAGACUGGCGUCGAGCAUUGGCAUGGCGAUUUUCUCUCCGAUCACGGGUUUUAUGAUUGAUUAUUCGUCGCGGGGACUUGGAUACACGAAUUACGCGGCGGCUUUUUAUACGUACGAUAUUUUGUUGAUAAUUAGUGCGAUAACGGUUUUCAUGAUGCCUUUGGGAGAAAAAUUGCCAGCUGAUAAUGUUUUCAAAGAUUUGGUGACGUUGCUGAAACGCCCGCAUGUGAUGAUGUUCAUUCUGUUUUUGUUUAUUCUCGGCAACUUCUGGGGCUUCAUCGAGAGUUUCUUGUUUUUGUAUUUGAAGGAGCUUGGCGCGCCGAAUUAUUUGUUGGGCAUUACAAUUACAGUUGGAACAAUGAGUAGUGUGCCGUUCUUGUAUGGCGCUGAAAGGAUAACGAAGAUUUUUGGACACGUGAAUUUGAUUGUGAUUGCUUUUAUUGCUCAUUCAGGACGUUUAGUUGGAUAUUCCUUAAUUGAAAACGCUUGGUGGUGCUUCCCCUUCGAAGCGAUGGAAGCCCUUUCCUGUCACUUGAUGUGGGUCGCUGCAGCUACUUAUUGCGCAUUUUUGGCACCAAAAGCUCUGUUGGCAACAUUAAUUGGCGUUUUAGGCAUGGCUCAUUUCAGUUUGGGUCGCGGAAGUGGUUCUUUCAUUGGCGGUUUGUUAAUUGGCGAAGUCGGAACUCGCGAUGCCUUCCAAUAUAUGGGAUUAACGGCUUUCAUUGGCGGAAUUGCUUAUAAGGUCAUUCAUUAUAUCUGGCUACGGAAAUUCGAUUCGAAUUCUGAAGAUGAAGAUAUCCAAGAAGAAGCGGCUGAAUCCGGUGAGGCAGAGAAAUUAACGAAACCAGGAAUGGUCGAUGCGGGCACUUCAAUGUCGCAAGAACGUCUCUUUUUGAUGGUUCGUUUCAAUCAAAUUGGAAGUUUGUCGUCGUUGCCACGUGGAUCGAAGGCUGAUAUCAAUGACAUCAAACGUCGUCGUUGCAGUUAUCAAAUUGAAACAUCAAAAGGCGGAGGAAGUGCUUCGAAAGUAGAUUUACUCAAAUCUGCGCUUGAAAUCAGUCAUAAAACGUCACAACCGAUGUUACGAAGUGGCGGAAGAAGUACAGAGUACGUAACGCAUCGCAGUCGAGCAGAUAGUGCCCCGAAACUCACGCAACCAAAGCAUAUUUCGUCGCAUCCAAUUUUAAGCUCCGUUGUUGAUGAGGUGUCAGAGCCGUCACAACUCUCAAGAUUCCGCAAAAAACACCAUCAAAGCGGGAUUUUGCCAAUUGAUCCGGAAAUCGAGCACUUACACAAUUAUUUGAGGGAUGCCGAACGUCGCGAUUCCAUUCCCGAAACAAUCCCCGAAGGUGUUCCCGUUACGACAAAUUUGCCGGCAGUGUCGAUGGAAAUUCACGACAUCCCGGAGAAAAAUGAGAAUUGCACAUGUGAGUGCACGUGCACUAACGAAAAGCAUCUUGCUAAAACAACGACUUGACAGUGAGCUUGAAACGUGAAGAUUAUUAAUUUUUUGUUAUAAAAUUAAAGUCAAUGUUGUUAGAAGGUAUUAAGCGUGAAAUAAAAGUAUUUAGUACUC